Sabethes cyaneus is the source of this 6204-nucleotide messenger RNA. RefSeq lists its product as uncharacterized. The record is from RefSeq and is a predicted model, not a curated record. Bases 2801 to 5374 code for a protein of 857 amino acids. Lineage: Eukaryota; Metazoa; Arthropoda; Insecta; Diptera; Culicidae. The transcript has 5 exons.
ACGUGUUUUUCUGCGAUUACGGCGAGCGUGUGUACGAUACGGCUUUUUCACCUCACUCUCACGGCGCGGCACGAUACGGUUGGUGAACCGCAGCAGCAGGCAGCACUAACCAACACCAGCCUAGAGGUAGCACCGUUUUUCGGCAGUUUUUCUCGCGUUCGUUUAAUUCGCGAGUAUGAUAUGUUGGACCAGAGCAUAAACAUAACCCAACAGUGAACGUAGAAGUGCAUAGCAGGAUAGUAAAGUGUACCGAAAGAAAGAACGGCAUAGCAAAACCUGUGGAACCUGAUUCAGCAAUAGCUAUACAAAAGGUGUUUUAAAAAAACGAAAACGUGUGGGUGAAUAGCCGCGGGGGAGUGUGUGUCUUCAGCGGAAGUGUCGAUCGUUUUAUCUGUGUGUUUGUUGGCGAAACAUCGUGGAAUGGAGAAAUCACCAAUAAAAUAACAAUUAUUCCCACCGGAUAUAACGCGCACCAUUUAACCGAAAGUGCACUGUUCGGGAUCAUUUAAAAACCUAUAUCUAUAGAGCGAAUGUUUGGUGACUUAUUUGGAUUUUCUUUAGAAGUGGAAGAAAAAAACUGCAAAUAACGCCCCAACGCUGAUUAAACACAGGUGCGAAAGGUGCCACCCAAGACUUGUCGAUACUUUGCUCGGUGGCAACAGUGACCAUGUACAAGUGAAUUCGAACAAGCAGCAGCUAAAUUAGCCGUAAGCCCCCAGAAACACGUCGUUGUUCACUAGGUUUUACCGUGUAUGUGCGUUUUUUUUUCUCGCGUAGAAGUACCUCCAGAUUCACGGAAUUUUUCACGCUCCGUCGAACGGCAGUUUGCGUGAGCCUUCACAAACUUUGUUGCUGUGUUUCAACUUCGGCGAGGUAAGUUUUGCGGCUCGCUACACAUGUCUUUGAACGUGACGGCCACUUCGACCCCCGUAAUUGUGUGCACUUGCCGCCGUCCGCCGCUACUGGUUGGUAGCUAGGUGCUCGCUGCAGCCAGCAAGUUAAGUUGGGGGCAUUGGAGUCAAAUUAAAUCAAAAGCUAAUUUGUGCGAGCCGCUGCGUCUCGUCUCGUCGGUGGUGCGGGAAACUUUCAUUUCGAAACGCCCCUCGCAAACACUUUUUUGCGAUAGUUAUCGAAGUGCAGUUCUAAGCGGUGGUGUUUAGUUGCAAAAAAAAUGGACAAAUCAAAGUGAAAUUUUUUUCUCAACAAGCAAUAACCACGGCGCGAUAGCGCUAAAGCAAACAGUGCUAUAUCGGCAGUGAAUCAUUGAAUAAUAGAUAAUCGAUCUUUAAAAAAAAUACUGCAGUUGGAAAGAAGUGAUAAAACAGCUAAUUGAUUAUUUCUGUUGGAGGCAUUUUCUCUGUCUGCUAGUGGCCGAAUGUGUUUCGUUUGAGCGCAAAAAAGAUCCACUAAUUUUUGCUGGCUUAUCGGCGGAAAAAAGCGUGCAAUCAAACUCGUGAAUGGGCAACGCGGCAAGCAGAAAUUAUUAUCUGAGGAAAAAUUAAGUGCAGUAAAAAAGCGAAAACCCGCACCAACACGAAAGUGAAACAGAAGAUUUUAAAAUUGAACCAAAGUUGAGAAAAAGUUACACACUGUGUUGUAGUGUGGUGGCACGGCAGUUGUUUUCUUUUACUGUAGCGACUGUGUUGUGGCUGGGGAAGUUUUUGGCGCGUCAGCCGUUAUCGACUCUCUCAGGACCAAGUCGUGUCAGCACCGACCGGCGGAACAUAGCGGUUGUGGCAGCAGUAGCAGCAGCAGCAUCAGCAGCAGUGCCGGACGGACUACGAAAAACUUUCGGAUUCACAUGCAUGCAUUCAUCCAUUAACAGACAUUCGCGUAUACGCAUACACUGAGCAACUGCGGGAAAGACAACGACCACGGAGAGGUGAACUUUUGCGUGAACUCAUUGCAAAUGAUCAGAGCUUUACCCAACACAACAAACAUAUCCAAUUUAGUGGCCUGAGGACAGACGGCGGAGAUUCGAUAGAAACUCUGAACCUUGGGCUCUCCAUAUUCUCCACAGCAAGCGCGAAUACCAAGUCGACGCUAAGCAACCAGCAACCAAUAUAUAUAUGUAGAAAUAGUCACCGAUAGAGGAGUUCACCACAAGCGCCUGGCGAAACCCGCGCGGCAAUCGAGUUCAAGGCUUCCAUUGCCGGUUUCUAGCAGCAGCGCGGGGAAGGGAGAUAUCUAACUAGUGGACCAGUUGACACCCAUUCAUUCGCAGUUGUUUCUGUCGGCAGGUAGUGCCAGUGGUGCGUGAAUCGCAACGAGGUGCCAGUGCCAGUGCAAGGGCUUAAGAAUUGGCACACAAAUAAGCAAUCAGUACCUGUACACAUACGGGCACCCGAGUGUUGCUGAUUGAUGAAUAUCGUUAGUGCAGUGCUUCGCGUAAUUUAAUCUAGAUCUUGCGAGGUUUUCUAUUUAUUUCGCGGAACUCCGCCUUCGAAUGUUUUAUUAGUACCCAUGCCUCAGAAUAUGCAUCGGUAAUUGUAUGUGUGAAUGCAAUGCAUGCGAAGUGUAGCCCGUGUUACGUAAAACGGCAGCAAGAAGAAACAAGUUGCAAACUGCUAAUUUCCGUUUGAUAAUUUUCCGUUCCAAAAGUUGUUUAGGCAACUGGUCGGCUGCAAAGGUGCACGAAUGAAAUAGCAUAUACUUCAAGAGAAAUGCAUAAUAUAAUCACUUUGUGCUGGCAAAAAUCGUCUGGAAUUGCUGGUAGUUAACCGGCUCACGUCUCAACACUCCAAUUGUAGAAGACUAAUUUCCGGUCUGGAAUUGGACAGUUGAAAUACUAGUACACAGCAUGGCAUCCAGUGACAACCACAUAGCAAAUGAGUCCACUGACUCGAAUCAAAAUCGAGCUGCCGACGGUCAGGACGAGGUUGAUUUUGCCUUAAAAAUUCCUGCCCCACUACCGGUCAGCAGCACGCCGGCGUGCGCGGUAUGCAGCAAAAACCAAAAAGCCAACGGAAUAGUUAGUACAAAUAACAAUACUGGCUGUUCCCACGGCAAAACCCUGGACAAGUUCAACAUUUUCCACCUCAGACGGCGUCCGAAAAGUGACCCCGGUACCGGAACCAUUGCUAAGCAUGCUCAACAGCAGGCAAUGGCGACGGCCGCGGCUGCAAAUGAGGCAACCAAGAAACGCCGUCACAGUUUCGUGAAAAGCGCGUCAAUCGCGCGCAUCUUCGGCAACAACUACAAUACCAAAAAGGGAGAACAGGAUAGUGGGGCUCUGGUGAAAUUUCAGCAGCUGAAGCGUAGUUUUCUGGGCAGCGAAAGGUUCCAUCAGAAGAAAGAACCAGCCGCCGGUGCCGGUGCCGGUGCUGCGACGGCAGCGGAAAGUGAAUCUCAAGAUCAGCAAGCGGGCAUCGGGGAGGGAUGCUACGUGAACGACAGUGACAGUGGCCCGAAGGCAAUACGAUCCAUUACGCGCGGUUUGGGGCGGUUGCUGAGAAGGAACUCCCACAGCAUCGAGAUCAGCCGACCCGAUCCGGAGUACAAGGUAUCCUAUCUGGGGAAUGUGCUCACUGGAUGGGCUAAAGGUGAAGGCUGUGUCGAGAAACCGCUGGCCACUCUGUGGCGAAAUUACACCCAAAACAGCAAACCGGACGUAAUGAUGAAACUGUGCCUGUGUCCAUCGGGGCUGAAAGCUACCACCCGGCAGCACGGUCUCACCGAGUACUGGUCCCACCGGAUAACCUACUGCACUGCACCAAAGAACUACCCGCGGGUCUUCUGCUGGAUCUAUCGCCACGAGGGCCGAAAGCUGAAGCACGAGUUCCGGUGCCAUGCGGUUAUCUGUAGUAAAGAGCCGACCGCGCAGGAGAUCAGUGCGAUACUGAAGGAAAAUCUGGCCAAAGCCCUGCAGGAGUUCAAACGAGACAAACUGAACCGACAGAAUGCUCGACUGAGUCUGGCCAACAGUGUGUACGACAAUCCGAGUAUGCCCCGACGAAAGAUCAUGCUGAGUGUGGGUGCCAACAACUAUCGGCCGCCGCUGGAACGCUCGAAGUCCGCUCCGAAGCUGAUGGCGAUCGAGGAAAUGAUCGGCGAAGAGGAAGAGGAAGACGAUUUUAUGGGAGCAAGCAGCAAACCCGGCAAGGCACAGGGGGCCGCCGUGGAUGAGUUUAGGUCGUGCUGCAAAGAGGAUGCACUGUUCCCAUCGACGACGCUUGGCAGACGAAGAUGCCGCCGAGGACACUCGAUCCGAAGAAGUCGGUUGAGGAAUUCUUUCAAGUCACCCAAAGCCGUUGAAGCCAAAGUACCGCUGAAGAACGAAAACAUUGUACAGGACAGUCCGAUGAACAAAUCGAUGGAUUCCAUUUUGGAUACGAUUAAACAGGAAGAAGAGGAGGAGCAAAACACGGAAGCAGGAGAAGCCAUAGACAAUAGCCAAGGUACUAGAAAUACGGUGCGUGAUUCGAAUUCUUCGGAAGAAGAUUUUGAAAGUUUACUACGCAAUUACAAUUACGAUUCCAAAGAGCCGCUUUCAUCGGAGCUUAUAUCGUACCUCGAUAUGAAACUAAGUCCAAAGGUAGUUUCCAGUAUGCAUGAUCUGACCAUUCAUCAGCGAAAUGAAGACGUCGAGACGGGUCGACGAUUGGAAGAUGCUCGAUUAGCGUUAAGCUUGGAUGAUCUUGACAAUUACGAAGAACAUCCCAGUCAUGACGAGGCGGAAGACGACGUGUUUUUCAAUCAAGAUGAGGUGCUUGAGAUGCUUCGCAGUGCUGCGGAGUCGGCGAACAGUUUCGUUAAGAGUGAGAAAGCACACUUAAUCAGUCUACUUCAGGAAGCUACCGGAGGCGAAGACGAUACAGCUCCUCCGUCCUUGUUGUGUGUGACCAACAAAAUUACUGGAAACUCGGAUAGUGAUGAAGGAUCCAUAUCCAGUGGCUGCGAAACAUCCAGUACGGUUACUACCAACACAGACGAAUCCACUGCGGCCAUCCUAAUCAAACCGUGCUCGGUUUUGGAAAGGGUUCGAAGCUUCGAGCAGCUUGCCGAGCAUCAAGUAAUUCACGAACCGAUCGGCGAAAAAACUCCUCUGAGCAAACAUAACCUUGAUAAUAACGUCUUCAAACGAAGUAUAACAUUCCCAGCUCCCGGCGUAAAGACCAGCUUUCUUUUACCGGUGAACUCUAUGAUUGUCCAUGAAGAGGAAUCUCCAGAAAGUGCUCCAGCCAGUAGAGCAAAGCCAUCCUCAGUGCGAAACGGUGGCAUUCAGCCUCGCAGACUGAAAACAACGGUGGCGGCUGUCAAUACAGAACUGAUCAAUCACUUGCAGGCAAUCGAUUCCGAUUCGGACCUCAGCGACGAAUCGGGGUACGUGGAAUUCCAAGACCAUCAGUCGUCGAACAAAACCGUUAAAGCCUAGGCUCAGGAAUAUUGUACUGCAGCUGCAAGCAGUAAAAUCUAGUGAUUUAGCUUUACUUUCCGUAUCGUUUGCACACGAAACAAUUGUAGAAAAAGUUUACAAAGGAAAAAAAGAAGAGUUGUAAGUCAGCAACCGUACUCAAAGCCAAUAGUGCUAGCGCGGAAUAUAACAGGUUUAUAUGGAAAUAAUGUGUCUUCAUUACGGAACUAUUAAAUGUACGAUUCGUUUUUCCCAUCCAGCAGAAUUUAGUAACAAAAGUAAACCAAAUACCAAAUAAUUUAUUGUUCUAACAAUAUUGGUUAACGUUUAGAGAAGAUUCUCCUAGAAAAAAGACCAGUAGUUAACUGUUAAAGGGGUUUGUUAGUAGAUAAACAUCCGGGGUAGAGCAUUAUGUGAAAGUUUAGAUUUACACACUAAUAUAUAGUAGAUUUGUAUUUACCUGAAAACAUAGUGAGAGCUGAAAGCGCAGCUUUCUCCAGAGCCGGAAGCAGAAGAAUGCAGUAAAGGAAACAUUCGCAAAUUUGUACAAGUUGUUUUUACACAUAUUCAUACCUAAAUGCUUGUAUAAGCAUUACCAAAAGAAUUCUCACUUUAAAGUAUACCGUUGCUGUUGACACCUUUGGGAAAUCCACUCUGUUUCUGGGACCGACCGCCGGGUAGUUCCGGCAUUUAAGGUGUGUAUUCUCGGGAAGAGUAACAAAACAAAUGGACUUAAAAAUUGCGUAACUGUGAAAUUAUACCUAAACAAGAGGAGAUAAUCAUAUGGUUACAAAUCUAAUGAAUAUAGGUAAACUAUAUUUAUUAUUAAAUGAUAUUAUUGAAUGUCUAAA